Molecule: messenger RNA, 2826 nt
Organism: Penicillium manginii
Lineage: Eukaryota; Fungi; Ascomycota; Eurotiomycetes; Eurotiales; Aspergillaceae
Product: ankyrin repeat domain-containing protein
Exons: 2
Coding region: 1-2826 (941 amino acids)
Biological process (GO): innate immune response
Cellular component (GO): cytoplasm
Molecular function (GO): protein binding
Source: RefSeq, a predicted model, not a curated record
AUGGAUUCCACGUCUAUGUCCUUCGGAAAUGCGCUCUCCUCUCUGCAAGUGGGGAGUAACAACGGCGGGACGAUUAACUUCAUGCCCGAGAUUCUCAGGUCCCUGGCAUUUCCUCAGAUGUUAGAUCGGAGAGAGAACAUUGAGCGACGCCACGCCAACACUUGCGAAUGGAUCCUGAGAAUGGAAUCUUAUAACACAUGGAUUGGUAAUCGCCAGGGUUUACUUUGGGUCAAAGGCAAGCCGGGCGCAGGGAAAUCAACUUUGAUGGCAUUCCUCUAUGACAAACUCGAUCAAAUUGAGGGCAUUCAACUCAACUUUUUCUUUACGGCUCGAGGCUCUGAGCUACAGAGAACCUCACUUGGUAUGUUCAGGUCUUUGCUCAACCAGAUAUUUGUCUUGGACGACAUUGUGCGCGGUGCGGUGCGCGAGACGUAUGAGAAACGAUGUCAGCUGUUUGGUCAUUAUGAUGAGCACAAAUGGCCACAAACUAUGCUUGAAGAAUUGCUGACGGGUGCUAUCCUCACCUCGGCGAAUCAAAAACAAGUGAGAGUUUUUGUGGAUGCUCUGGACGAGACCGGCGCUGAAUCCGCUCAGAAGCUGGCAUCAUAUUUCCAUCGACUCAGUACUCUUGCUGGAAAGGAGAAGUUGCCUCUUCAGAUCUGCAUAUCAUGCCGGCAUUAUCCCAUUAUAUCAAGCCCCCAGGCCGUGGAAGUAUGCGUCGAAGAUCAUAACCAGGGGGAUAUCGCGACGUAUAUUGACGACGUCCUUGCUGAGAUGGAAGACGAUGAAGGUAUCACCCGAGAUAUGAAGGAGGAGCUUAUGAUGCAAUUGAAUGAACGGGCCAAGGGAGUUUUUCAAUGGGUUCAUAUUAUGGUGCCUCUUCUUCAACAGCGAGUUCUUGGUGGAGAUUCUUUGGAUGACGUCAGGUGCUGGUUGGAUGAGGUCCCGGCUGAUCUAGAGGACGUGUAUUCAUACAUUUUGAACGACGUGAUAGAUCAAAGGAAUCGCGGACAAUCGUUUCUGUUAUUUCAAUGGCUCUGUUUUGCUGAGCGAGCUCUGACGUUGACUGAAAUUCGAUACGCCUUGGUAGCGAAGGAUGCCAAAACAUCACCUUUAGCAAAGAAGUGGGAAAAGAUCGAGGGGUUUAUCGACACCGACAAUCGCAUGAAGCGAAAACUGAAGGCUCUUUCUGGUGGCCUUGUCGAAGUGGUCUCUGGCGAGAUGGACGAUGAAAACUCACAAUGGGGAUUUUCAGGGCCUUGCCAGUUAGUUCAAGUGGUCCACCAAUCGGUUAAUGAUUUUCUAUCCAACAGGGGACUGGAGCUGUUACGCCUACCAGCCGGCAAGAAUCCGUCACUUCAAUGUGGCACGGCACUCUUCUUCCAAUCCCAUGCAGCCCUUUAUCGGUCAUCUUUGAUCUACCUAACCACGGUAAAAUUACCUCAAAAAUUGACGACGAAAGAUCUGGGUCGGAAUUACCCGUUUCUUGCAUAUGCCACCAAGAAUCUCUUCAUUCAUGCUGAAAAAAGCGCUGAGUAUCGAACUCAAGUGCUCCACAAUGAAAUCGAUACCCUCCAGGAGCUGUUUCACCGAUGGUUCAAGAUCCAGCAGUGCUUUUUAUCAAACUCCAUUUACGACGUAUUCCCAAUUGAAACCAAAAUCAUACACGUGACUGCAUUCUACAACUUAACUGAUGCCCUCGGAUGUUUGGCUUUGAAGGGGGAGCCUUUGGGGGACGAAGACUUCAACGGAAAUACAGCGUUUCAUCUUGCAGCUCGUCGUGGUCAUAUAGCUGUGGCAGAAAUUCUUCGACGGAAUGGAGCAGACUGUGGGGCAGUAAACACAAAAUCUGGAAAAUCUGCAAUGAUUGAGGCGGCCGAAAAUGGAAAGUUAGAAUUUGUCGAAUGGCUCCUGGAUGGUGGAUCAAAUGUCAACAAGGCAGCACGCGACGGGGAAAGUGCGCUACAGGCAGCUUCAGAGAGGGGCCAUCAUGCCGUGGUGGCAAUUCUAAUCGAAGCGGGUGCUGAUGUCAAUGCCCAAGGUGGUGGAUUCUUUGGCCAUGCUCUAAAAGCAGCUGCUAAGAAUGGAUAUGUUGAAGUAUGUCAGCUACUCCUAGAUGCACAUGCGGAUGUCAAUGCCCAAGGUGGUUUAUAUGGCAAUGCUCUACAAGCAGCUGCUAAGAAUGGAUAUGUUGAAGUAUGUCAGCUACUCCUAGAUGCACAUGCGGAUGUUAAUGCCCAAGGUGGUUUAUAUGGCAAUGCUCUACAAGCAGCUGCUGAGAAUGGAUAUGUUGAAGUAUGUCAGCUACUCCUAGAUGCACAUGCUGAUGUCAAUGCCCAAGGUGGUAAAUAUGGCAAUGCUCUACGAGCUGCUGCUAGGAGUAGACAUGUUGAAGUAUGUCAGCUACUGCUAGAUGCGCAUGCUGAUGUCAAUGCCCAAGGUGGUGAAUAUGGCAAUGCUCUACAAGCUGCUGCUCAGGGUGGAUAUAUCGAAAUAUGCCAGCUGCUACUAGAUGCGCAUGCUGAUGUCAAUGCCCAAGGUGGUUUAUAUGGCAAUGCUCUACAAGCUGCUGCUUACUUUGGAUAUAUUGAAGUAUGUCAGCUACUGCUAGAUGCACAUGCUGAUGUCAAUGCCCAAGGUGGUAAAUAUGGCAAUGCUCUACAAGCUGCUGCUUUGAGUAGAGAUAUUGAAAUAUGUCAGCUACUGCUAGAUGCGCAUGCUGAUGUCAAUGCCCAAGGUGGUAAACAUGGCAAUGCUCUACAAGCCGCGAGACGAAAAGGACGCACCGAUAUCGUGAAGCUGCUGCUAUACACUGGUGCCUACUAG